This is a messenger RNA of Amoebophrya sp. A120, 3504 nucleotides long. The record is from the annotation of a GenBank genome assembly. Lineage: Eukaryota; Dinophyceae; Syndiniales; Amoebophryaceae.
CAACACCUCAUCUAGCCAGAGCGCUAUGCUCGAUUUGCCUGCUCAGAAGGUGCGCUCCCGUGCCCGCACCGGUUUGAGAGAAGGGAAAUGGAUCAUAGCGUGCUGUCUAGAUGAGGCGUUGACGGUUUUUGUGGGAUCUGCAUUUUUUGGCCUCGAAAUGGCGUCAAAUCAUUGAUUUUUUCCUCGGAUUUUUCCAAUUCCCCAAAAAACCGUCAACAUCAUAUCUGGACAGCAUGCUAUGGUCCAUUUUCCCUCAUUAAAACAGGUCCAUCUCCGGCGUCGAUCGUUGCGACGCGUUGGUGGGCGGGUCUUGUCAGCAGUGCCGGGGCCCUGGCCCACCGGCUUACAGCCAUCAUGGCUCUUGAGCCCGGACAGGGAUUGGGCAGCCAUUUCAGGGCUUGAAGGGGCGCAAUGUUGUGGCGGGGCCUCAUAGUUUUCGCACCGUGUGCACUAGCUUCCUCUCCCAGAGUUUUACCACUUUAGAGCCCCGCAGGGGCAAAGAAUGAAUGAGGCUGCGCGGCGGCGAGAAAAAAAAAAAGUAAAAUGAUGGUGCUCAGUACCCACAAAAAUUUUUUUUUCCAAAAACCCGAAAACCGUAACUUCAACACUUUUUCUUAUGAUAGAUCAGACUCAGAUACCAUGAUCUAGUACGUCAAUCGUUAUCGAAGCCAACGCGGUCGUGACCUGGAUGAAGGUGAAGACAAACAACAAUCGACCUUUGAGUUCUCUUGUCUUCGCAACCUCAUCAAGAACAAACCAUAAUGCCAAUGCUCCGAGCGUGAGCGUGUCAGCACUGGGAUGGGGUCGAAGGUGCGCACGCCGCGGUGUAUUUAAUGCUGUGCGCUGAGUGCUGCUUCUCCUUUGAGGUCUCUUCUUCGGUCUUCGUCGCGUUCACAACGAACAGACGAUGAGGAUAUGCAGAGAAGCAAUGUCUAUCAUUUACAUUUACAUAUACAUUUAUCAAAAGCAAAACAAUUCUGUUUCUGAUAAGUUAAGUAUACAUCGUGGAAGAGAAGUGCUGGCACUUAGAUGAUGUGAGCGGUAGGGUUGUGGAAUGCUUUUGGCGUUUAGCUUGAGUGAUUCGUCCGCUUGGUGCCAUUCCAAGUAGCAGUGGGUAGACGCGUCUUAAGCUACUAGCCUUAUGAUGGCUAUGCGCGCCUUGUUCGGCUUCGGGUUCGGCGCUUGGUUCUGUGCCGAACCUGCAGUAGACGCCUACACUCUGCGCAAAGUCAGAAGGAUGAAUAAAAGGGCCGGACUGUACACCAAGCAGCUUCGCCGUCACGAGCAGCGAGAGGAUACCUCCACCGUGCAGUGCACUAAGGAUUUUCGGUCGCCGCAUUUCGCCGAAACUACAGCGCGAAAGACCGCGGAAGCGGGGGAGAGCGGGACUGCUGUUGACGCUCUCCGAUUUAGCUGCGCGAACGUCACCUGCAAGAUGGAUUGCGUGUCCGACCCGAACACGGAAGCGGCGUCCUUGCAGUCUGAACCGCUUGUGCCCAUCGCGAACGCGCGCGUGCGCCCGCUACUCAGCAACAAUGGGCCCUGGAAAGAAGGAGAAGACAAACACGGAGUAAAUGGAAGGACCCGCUUGACAACGCUGCGUCGCCCCGAAUUUGUUAUGCCGGGGUCGGGCGACUGGAACACCUUGUCGGAACGGACGCCACUGAUCGAAUGGGACGAGUGGAUGAUGGCUUCGCUUUUGCUAAACUCUCCCGUCGCCCGUGUGCUCGAGUUCGGUGCGCGGUACGGCACUACGUCGUGCUUGCUUGCGAACGUGACCGGAAACGUGGCCGGGAGGGUGUUUUCCGCUGAAAUCGACGCCGCUGUGUGGCGGACGAAUUUGGAGAACAGGAACAAGCACAAGUGCAACUACCACUUGGUCAGGGGCGGUGUGGGUUACAAGAGCGCAUAUUUCAACCGGGAGAAGCUGGCGAUGUCUUACCCAGAGAGGGGGGGCUACGGUGGCAGGAUGGAGGUAACAGAAGUUCGUAACAAGAACGAAAACGGCGACCACGAAAAACAACCCGAGGCACGCGCGGUAGGGUUUGUCUACGUCCAGGAAAUCGAGCGCGCGUUUUCGACGAAGAUCAAUGCCGUGCUGAUCGACUGUGAGGGUUGCAUUGAGUACGUUUUUCCUGGAGGCGAGGGCGACCCUUUUUUGAGCCAGUUGGAGCUGAUUUUGUUAGAGGAGGAUCAGGAGCGAAAGUUGCCGACGGGCAGUUACGCGAAGUGGCAUGAUACCUUCCGGAAGGCGGGUUUUGUGCGGAUCUUUCAUUCGCACGACACUUUUGUGCCGGGGAAACAGGAAUGGAGCUGGGCGAUGAGACACUCCGCGUGGUUCUGUGAUCGCUCGCUCGGUCCCUCGCACUCGGGUGCUCCUACCACCUCCACCUCCACGUCGCUCAGCCAGCGCAUUCUGCCGCUACUGAAAGAGGCUAAUCUUUUGGAGGAAUAUCACGCGAUUUUGGCACGCCGACGCGGGAACACAAGCACGAGCAAGACCAGCGCAGCACCAGACGGAAAGACAACUGGCAGGAAGGCGGCCGCGCUGUCCAGAGGCGGGAGUGGAUCUUCCUUGUUAGAAGGAGCGCCGAUCGACGCUUCAGAGCAGGAAGGCGCGGCAUCGUCGUGGAUUGCAGAGACAAUGGAGGCAGGAGAACAUCAGGAACCCUCACCGGAGCAAGGUCUGAACCUGUGCCCAUUUUACUUCGACGUGGGAAAUUUUACAGUCAAGGAGCUCCACUGCGCAAAGGAAGGGGAAACCAGUCGCAAUCCGCUCUACAAGCGCCCGGGAAAUUUGCCACAGAACGCUUACAAGUACAUGCCAUAACGAGCAGCAGAUCAAGCCAUGAGCAGCCUUUUGUCAUGUUUUUGGACCGAUUGGAAGUUUGGGAUUAGGAGUCUGCCACUGUCGUGUGUACUAGCGUUAGACCAAGCAUCGAUAUAUAUUUUACUCUUCGCUCAUUUACUAAAUCGCUAAACGAGUUGACGCAACCCUUGUCAUAGGUGGCGAAGCGCCUCGCUCACUGAAAGGAGAUGAAGCCGGCUGAAAUGUAUGAACGUCGCGCAGAAACGACUCCUGAGUGCGCGUGCGAGAGAACUCACACUAACGAGGAAAGUGCCCACUUCUGUGGUUGUGUAUGGCGUCGCGAAGCGAGCCGACAACCCAGAUCACACCACACACGCACACGAAAUGGAAAUGCCUGCGUGGCGGGAAUGGAACUUGCUCGACUGAAAUGCAAACAAUGAAACGAAAAAUACAUGUGGCAUCAUUUUUCAUGUGGUGAAACAAUGAAUCAUGCGACGCUUUCUUGAAAAACUUCUUGUCCUUUUUCGACCAUUCAAUGGGAUCGAAAUAAUCGUCGAGAGAAACACCCGGCAGAACACCAAACAGCUCUGGUUCUCCAUCUUGGCCGAAAGAAAAAAUUGCGUGGCCGGCGUUGCGCGCCAGCAGUGAUCCUCUUCUCCUUCCCGGACGCCAAAGGCGCCCAGCUGCCUUUCCAG